AUGACGGCAGAACCAAACGGAGCCGAAGAAGAAAUUACAAUCGAGGCGAAGGAAAAAGCCGAAAAAGCAAAAGAAGAGGCAAAUAAGCUGUUCCAGGCCAAGAAAUUCGAAUCAGCUAUUGAGAAGUAUACUCUAGCAAUAGAAUUAAACCCGAAUGUUGCGGUAUACUAUGCGAAUAGGUCGUUUGCUUAUAUAAAGACUGAGGCUUACGGUUUUGCUGUCGCAGACGCGGACAAGGCCGUAACCAUCGAUCCUUCUUAUGUUAAGGGCUACUAUCGAAGAGCUGCCGCCAAUAUGGCUCUUGCCAAAUUCAAAGACGCGCUUCGUGAUUUCCGAAUAGUCGUUAAAAGCGCUCCUGGUGAUAAAGAUGCCAAAGCAAAAUUGGUUGAAUGUGAAAAGAUAGUUCGCAAAGCUGACUUUGAGCGUGCAAUUACGGUAGAUACUUCGAAGAAAAGUAUAGCUGAUACGCUGGACAUAAACACUAUGGCGGUCGAACCGUCUUACGAUGGACCUAAAAUGGAGGAUGACCAAAUAUCAAAGGACUUCGUUGAAGCCAUGAUGGAGACAUUUAGCAAGCAGACAGUGGUUCACAGGAAGUUUGCGUUUCAGAUCAUAUUGGCAGUGCGUAAGAUGAUGUUAGAGACCGAAUCUUUAGUUGACAUUACGAUACCGCAAGAUGCUAAGCUAACCGUAUGUGGCGAUAUUCAUGGUCAAUAUUAUGAUUUAAUGAACAUAUUUGCCAUCAACGGGCUUCCUUCAGAGAAUAAUAUGUAUCUUUUCAAUGGUGAUUUCGUUGACCGCGGCUCUUUCAGUGUCGAAUGCAUUCUAACUCUGUUUGCGUAUAAGUGGUUGUAUCCAAAGUCUUUCUUCCUAACUCGUGGCAAUCAUGAGACUGAUGAUAUGAACAAAGUUUAUGGGUUCGAGGGAGAAGUUAAGGCCAAAUUCUCCCAGCAGAUGUUUGAACUGUUUUCAGAAACAUUUGCGACACUGCCACUGGCUCAUGUGAUCAAUAAGAAGAUUCUCGUGGUGCAUGGAGGUCUGUUUAGUAAAAAUGAUGUGACUUUAGAGGACAUCAGGAAAAUCGAUAGAUUUAAAAAAAGACAGCCGGAUUCCGAGGGAAUAAUGUGUGAGCUGCUGUGGUCUGAUCCUCAAUUGAUGCCCGGUCGUGGUCCUAGUAAAAGAGGCGUCGGCAUACAGUUUGGACCCGAUGUAACGGAGGAUUUCUUGAGACGCAAUAAUCUAGAUCUUCUCAUUCGCAGUCAUGAGGUGAAAGACAAUGGUUAUGUUGUAGAGCACAAUGGAAAAUGUAUUACAGUGUUCUCUGCCCCUAAUUACUGUGAUACUAUUGGAAACAAAGGUGCGCUAAUAAAUAUUACUCCAGACUUGAAACUGGACUACAAAACAUUUGAGGCUGUGCCUCAUCCUAACAUAAAACCCAUGGCGUAUGCUAGUCAAUUUGGUGGAUUGUUUAUGUAA
Paraglomus occultum is the source of this 1476-nucleotide messenger RNA. The record is from the annotation of a GenBank genome assembly. Lineage: Eukaryota; Fungi; Glomeromycota; Glomeromycetes; Paraglomerales; Paraglomeraceae.